CAGCACUCCUCUGAAGAACAUCCCACACACUCACCAACAACAAUGGCAAUCCGUUGCCUGUUUUGGUAACACAUUUCCUAUAGGAGCACCAAGGGUUUGAAGCUGUGUUCAUUCCUGAUAUACCUCCCUAAAUUGCCGCGCUAAUUCUAAGUACCUGUGUGUUCGUUUGUGACUACAUUUUCGCUGUAUUUUUUUUUUUUUUUUUCCAUACCGAAAAUGUGCAAGGCGCUCACACGGGCUGUGCAUGUGUGUCCCUGCUGCUUUUCUGCUGGGCUACUGCUGCUAACCUAGCUGCUUCUUUUUUUUUUUACACGGUGGUUAGCCUCCGUUAGCCCCGGCCGCGUUUACUAACUGGUAAAAGAAACUAAAGAUACAGACGAAUGUAAAGCUUGUUCGCGCUGUUUGGUUGACUAAAAACAGCACCAAACUAAUCGCCCGUUGUCGCUCUCGGGUAAGGAAAUAAGUGUUGUAUGAUUUGUCGUGGAAGACACUUUGCUGGCUAGCUAAUAGGCUAGCUGUUUGAUUGUGUUCGUCGACCGAGGAAAACGGCGAGUUUUCUUUGAGAGUAUGGAUGAUCAGACCAGGAUGCUGACGGGUCUCACCGGACUCGGUGGACUACCGCAGCCCGAUGUCGGUGAUCCGGACUCGGUCCGGAAACAACAGUCCCUCGGUCAGCCGCAGCAAGACAUUGGGGAUAUUCUACAGCAAAUAAUGGCCAUCACCGACGAAAGCCUGGACGAAGCACAGGCCAGAUCCUGGCCAGAGGAAUCGCCAGCGCAUUGGGGUGGAUCAGACGACCCCACAGAGGGAGGGAGAGCAGGGGGGGGCAUGGCAGGGGGUGGACUGCCACUCAACUUCCAGCACAGGAAGCAUGCCCUGAACUGUCACAGAAUGAAACCAGCACUCUUCAGCGUUCUUUGUGAGAUCAAAGAAAAGACAGUCCUGAGUAUACGAGGUGUGCAGGAAGAAGACCCUCCAGACCCCCAAAUUAUGAGGUUGGACAACAUGUUGCUUGCAGAGGGAGUUUCAGGCCCAGAGAAAGGCGGAGGAUCGGCUGCAGCAGCCGCAGCUGCAGCCGCAGCAGGGGGCUCACCUACCGACAGCAGCAUUGAACACUCCGACUACAGAGCCAAACUUGCCCAAAUCCGUCAGAUAUAUCAUUCAGAGCUGGAGAAAUAUGAACAGGCCUGCAGCGAGUUCACCAACCAUGUAAUGAACCUGCUGAGGGAGCAGUCUCGCACACGGCCCAUCUCUCCCAAGGAGAUUGAACGCAUGGUGGCCAUAAUCCACCGUAAAUUUAGCUCCAUUCAGAUGCAGCUCAAACAGAGCACCUGUGAGGCGGUUAUGAUUUUACGCUCACGCUUCCUCGAUGCCAGACGUAAGAGGCGCAACUUCAACAAGCAAGCAACAGAAGUGCUGAACGAGUAUUUCUACUCCCACUUGUCUAACCCCUACCCUAGUGAGGAAGCAAAGGAGGAACUGGCCAAAAAGUGUGGGAUAACUGUGUCUCAGGUGUCUAAUUGGUUUGGCAACAAGAGAAUACGCUAUAAGAAGAACAUCGGUAAGUUCCAAGAAGAAGCGAACCUGUACGCAGUUAAAACGGCGGUGGAUGCUGCAAAUGUGUCAGCGCAAGCCAGUCAGGCCAACUCUCCAGCAACACCCAACUCAGGUGGAUACCCUGCACCGUGCUACACACCUGACGGGCGGCUAUGAGGAGUUGUCAAGUAGUGGCCUCUUUACCCCUCAUCGCCUGGAUGCUAACAGCUGGCAGGACACCACCAACCCGCCCUCGGUAACCUCCCCUCCUGGUCCACCUGGCAGCGUCCACUCCGACACCUCCAACUGAUGUGGCGGCUUUCUCUGCUGCCUUCUCAUUCCUACUGUGGUCUGAAUCUUUUUUUUAAACCAUUACUUUCCUGUUCACAGGCCACAUAAAUUUGUAUACACAUUUCAUUCACACACGUUGUUCUGGACCACAGGACAGCUGUACAUCAGUUGGGAGGAAAUUCUCCUUUCACCUUCAUUCCAAUUCUCUACUCUUUAAAAGUUAAAAGAGGAAUGGAGCUCAGAGACAUUAAGAAAACAUCCUUAUUGUCAAGGACUUUGAGAAACACAUCCAGCUGUGUAGAUUAUCAUGAUGUCUGUACAUUAUGUGUAUAUGCACGUUAACUUUACACAGUACUCCCACGGCUUGUUCAUGUGCUGUUUUAACCUUUACACUCAACUCUUUGCUUUGGGAAACUGUGUGUAAUUGCCCGUAUCUGCUGAAGCCUUGGCAUUUGACAGCCAAACUGUGGUUACGGACCACCAGGGAGCUCUGCUCACCUUGCUUGUACCAAAGUGCUGCCCCAGUGUUCCUCUGAGAUUACCCUCUGCCUACUUAACACAAUACACUGUUGCAUCAGUGUGUCCUUCCGUUAGGAUUUUAAAAAGAGCAACCGAUGUUCGCACAAAUGUGCGAGCAGUUAUCCCCAAAAGUAACAACUAUUUUUCAUUGUGAGCUGACGAAAAAAGAUGUGUCAAGCACAAAUGUUAGCAUCCUUGUUAUGGAUUUCUAUCUUUCGAGGAAGAUGGCGAAGGGGAUCACUGCUCAAAAACAGGCAGGAUAAAAGACGGUAGGGCUGGUGUGAAGAGAAAAGGUCAGAGAAGGGAAAAUCUCUUUGGUUGAGCGUAUGUAACCGAUAGCUCUUUCCAUUGCUAAUCAAUAGGGGGUGUUGGUAGAAGGCUUGUAGACUUUUCUUCUUUCUUUCUGUCCACUAGUUUGAUUGUAGUUUUAUUAUCUAAUGCUGUUUCACCAAGAAUGCACCAGCCACCACCAAAAACGAGCUCAAUAUGACAUCUUUAUGACAAAAAGGGUGGAAAGAUCGUGAGGCAUCGAUGUAUUACUGGAACAAAUGUGACAUGAACUUUAGAAAUGUGACUGUCUUCCAUGCAUGUAGGACUUCUAUGUGUUAUACUGUUUUCUUUUCCUUUUUUAGUUUCAUUUGUAUUAACAAAAAAAGUUAAAUAAGAGGUAAAAAAAACUAUUACAGUCAGACCAAAACCAAAAAAAAAAAAAAAGUGCAUCACAUGUUGAUGUCUGUGUGGACGUAAAAGGUUCCUGGGAUAUCCCAGCCAAUGGGCUGCUGCUCCUUUGAACUUUAGCAUUAUGUAGACUGGGUGCUUCCACCUGCUAAUGACACACAAGACGGGGGUUCAACUUAGAUUUUCAUCCCCGUCUUGAAACAUUUAAGCUUGUGAGCCUGAGGCAACAUGUUUAACAACCUAUUGUUGUACCAAAACCAAAUAUACAAAGUUCAGAAAUGUAAUAAUGUUUUUUUGUUGUUUUUUUUUUUUUUUAUAUUGGUGCGCAGUCGCCUUUUACAUCUGAGGAGGGAAUUCUGUUUGUACGUGUGUCUUCUUGGUGUCGUUGUGCCUCAAGUUGGUUUCUCUUUUGGACGCUUUUUCGUUUUUUCAAUGGGGCUUCAUAAAUGAUGGAUGGAGCGAACGCCGUAAUAACACCUGUAUUUUUGUUAUGAGCAUGAAAGCAAGUGCUCUGCCCUGUCUCUUUAUUUGUCUCAUGGCCAAUUGGGCAAGGGCUUUUCUCUCUCCUCUGUUACCAAAAAAAGAGGCAGCACUGGGUGUAGUGAAACUCUUUAUCUAGGACAAGCCUGCAUCAUUUUGGUGAUUUUCCAUUCUCGAAACCGUUUUAUACAAUAAAACCUCUGUGAAUAACGAAGCAUUUUGAUAGUAAGGGAAAGCCUUAAGAGUGUUGAAACAUGUUACAGAACAAAACCUGAGCUUUAAAAUCGCUCAGGUUUAAUCCCAUAUUUCCUGUUUUUCCUGUUACUCACAGCAGCUUGUUGUGGCUGCGUCCUGAGUAAAGGCGCCGCCGCACCAAAUUAUCACGCACCCCUCCUUUUUGUUUUCUACUUGUUGUAAUGGAUGUCACUGUACAGUUUGUGUAAUGUUUCACUACAUUUUCUUUUUUUCUUUUAUAAACUUUGUUCGGUUGAUAUCUACCGUUUCACAGGCUUCAUGAUAACUCUGUAUUGACUUUGAAUAAUCUUUAGUUUUUUUUUUGUUACAUAACCAAGUUGCAGUGUAGGAUGAACAAAUGUAAUGUGGUGCUGUGGGACUAUUGUUUUUUUUUUCUCCUGUUUGGACCUUAAAAAUCCCUUUUUAAUUAAUCGGAUUAUAAUUUUCCCCUUUGUUGCCUCAGUGAUGAUUUGUCACUGUGGAGUUUUAUUACAGCAGGAACAUCAAUGCCUAAAUACUUGAUGUCAAUAUAUAAACGUUGUGCACUCAUGCAUUUUGCAGCAGAGAUUUAACCUCUAAAAAUUAUCUUGUGGUAAACUAACAUUUUAAAACAUUUGGUUUAGUUCCACAGCACCAAAUGUCUUUGUAAACCUUCAUUUGUUUUUAUUAGUAUAUUUGUAUCUCCCUCUUUCCCUUGUAUUUACCCCUCUCUCUACCUCUGUCUUUCCAUUUCUCUUGUAUAUAACCCCACUGUUUUCAGACCUGUGAGUCUGUAUGAACUCCUUUUAUACCUCAACUUUAGAAUUGAUCUAGAAAGAGUAAAAACAAAAACGGAAGAAUAUGACAAAAUUGUAGUGUUCUUAUUAGAAAAAUUAAUAAAACAAUUUAGUGUGCUUUUUUUUUUCUUCAGUAUUUCAUUUUAGAAGUGUUUCAUUUUCUAAGUUGUCACAAAUGCUCUUGUGAUAGUCUAAUGUAAUAAAAGGAGAGAUUGCACCAUC
This is a messenger RNA of Cyprinodon variegatus (sheepshead minnow), 4736 nucleotides long. RefSeq names its product pre-B-cell leukemia homeobox 4 (gene pbx4). The transcript is spliced from 9 exons. The coding region runs from base 568 to 1713 and encodes 381 amino acids. Gene Ontology annotation, cellular component: nucleus. The record is from RefSeq and is a predicted model, not a curated record. NCBI's taxonomy places the organism in Eukaryota, Metazoa, Chordata, Actinopteri, Cyprinodontiformes, Cyprinodontidae. Gene Ontology annotation, biological process: regulation of transcription by RNA polymerase II; brain development; animal organ morphogenesis. Gene Ontology annotation, molecular function: DNA-binding transcription factor activity, RNA polymerase II-specific; RNA polymerase II cis-regulatory region sequence-specific DNA binding.